Messenger RNA from Knipowitschia caucasica, 7863 nucleotides. The record is from the annotation of a GenBank genome assembly. NCBI's taxonomy places the organism in Eukaryota, Metazoa, Chordata, Actinopteri, Gobiiformes, Gobiidae.
AUGAGUCCGUCUCUCUCCCCAGGACACAGAGCUGCAGAUCCGGCUGCACCAGGAUCAGGCCGCGGACGCAAACUGAUCAUGGACCCGGUGCUCUUCAGCGCUCCCCCUGAGGACUGGGGUCUGGGGGUCCCAGUCCAGGUCCCGAAGCCUCUGCAGACAUGGGCUGUAGAAACCGCUCUAGUCGACAGUGAGACUGAGGAGCUGCUUCAUGCGGUCGAUCCAAAUGACGUCUUUCCUUCACACGGAGUCGCAGAGUCCUCAGAGAGCGACAGUGGCAUUUCAGAGGAGACGUUACUCCAUAGAGCAGACCAGGGCCCACACCAGGGUCCGGACCAGGACCGGGACUCAGGAGCACCUCAGACCCCAGUGUUCCAGCUGGUGUACGAUGUCGGUGACUCAGCUCUCAACCAACACAACAUCAUCUCCAUCGAACUGGAUCCUUGGUCUCAGCUGCUGCUCUCAGAACAGCUCCUCUCCGGCUCCUGUGUGGUGAACGAGCUGCUGUCUGGAUCCUCUGAGCCUCUGGAGCAGGGCCUUGAGCUGCAGCUCACGGAGGAGGAGCAGAAACUUCUGAACCAGGAGGGAGUGAGACUUCCCAACGACGCUCCUCUGACCAAGGCAGAGGAGAAGAUCCUAAGGAAAGUUCGCAGAAAAAUCCGGAACAAACAAUCUGCUCAGGACAGCCGCCGCCGCAAGAAGGAGUACGUGGACGAGCUGGAGAACAGGGCGGCACAGUGUUCAGCUCAGAACCAGGAGCUGCAGAGGAAAGUGGAGCAGCUGGAGAAGAACAACAUGUCCCUUAUGUCACAGCUCUGUCAGCUUCAGAAUCUGAUCAAGAAAACUGUUUCUAAAGGAGCUCAGACCAGCACCUGUUUACUGAUUAUCGUUGUUUCGUUGGGUUUGAUUCUGUUGCCGAGUUUCAGUCCGUUUGUGCGGCGCUCUGCAGCUGGAGACGACUACAGGCCGAGCGGAGUCAUCUCCAGAAACAUUCUCACAGACCCCGCCUCCUCUCAGCCUGCAGUCAAUGAGGACGCAGUGCCAGACCCCGAGCUCUCCGACCUUGUCCAAUCACAAAGCCAGAACUCACCGGCCGCAGUCGAUCAAUCAGAGCCAAGCACUGAGCCCACAGAGUCACAGACGAACCAAUCAGAUCAAAGUGCUGAUCCUGAUGCCAGGCAGAUCGCUGGACUUUCGGCCAAUGAGACGAUCACAAAAGAAAAACGCGAUUCUGCCAAACCUGUGCACGCUGACGAGAUGGACGAACCAUCUCCAGCGACCAGAUCCGUCUCUUGUGGCGGCAUGACAGAGGAGCGAUGUCCGCAGCUGGUGGAUUACUUCGUGGUAGCGGGGCUAGACCCUUGCGGCCCGUGGCGCCCCCUGGAGGAGGAGAGCAGGGGUGUGGGUCGAGGGGCGGAGCCUGUCACAGACCUGGUGGUGAUUGCCCGCGGCUUGGGAGAGGGAGUGCCCGAGGGCUUCACCUGCAUCGAGCGAACACUAGGGGGCCACAGCGCAGAGCUCAGCGCAGGACUCAUCAACAACCCACACCUGCUGCUCUGCUACAGGCGCGGGCACGACAAGCCGCCCGUGCUGGACCUGGGGGUGCUGUACGAGGGGAAGCAGCACUUGAAGCCCGGCUGGUUUGUGAUUGAGACCACUCCGUACAGCCGCUCUGCAUCCCUCAGCUCGGGGGGGCCCUCUUCUCACCGCGUCUUCAUCACCUACAGACGGGCCCCCGACUCCUCCCACGCUCUGGGGGUCACCGACAUCGCACUUCUGCUGCCUUCGAAAGGAGAGAUAGCCCCUCACACCUUCUGCAGGGUGGAGCAGAACCUCAACACGGGCAUGUUUGGCCCCGCCCUUUUCCUGUGCUACAAACGUGCAAUGGCUAAAGCUAACGCCCUUGUGUUCGAAGCCAACCUGAUCAGUCGGUACCCUCCCCAAGACCUGGAGGCCUUCGGUCUGCCAGACUCGGUCCCUGUCUUCUGUUUGCCCAUGGGCGUCACGGUGGAGAGCUGGCCUCAAAACACCAAGUACCAGCUACCAGUUUUCUCCACGUUUGUGCUGACGUCUGCCUUCGGGGACAAGGUGUAUGGAUCGGCCAUAGAGUUCUACGAGUCCUUCCCUCUGGAGCUCCUGUCUGAGCAGCAGUGUGUGCGUCUGGGCAUGCUCAGUGUGGUGGAUCGGCGGCCUGUGUCUGGACGGACGCUCCAUGUAAAGAAGUCCAUCUGUGUCCUGUCCCACUGGCCCUUCUUCUCUGUCUUCCAAAAGUUCCUUACCUUUGUGUACCGCUACUCCAUCUCAGGACCACAUGUGCUGCCCCUGGAGAAACACAUCUCGAGCUUCAUGCAUAAUGUACCCUUCCCUUCACCGCAGAGACCACGCAUCUUGGUGCAGCUGUCGCCGUACGAUAACCUGGUCCUGUGUCAACCCGUGUCCUCUCCUCUCCCUCUGAGUGGAGCCAGUUUCCUGAAGCUCCUCCAGAACCUUGGUCCAGAACACUGCUGCUGCCUCCUAUUGGCCGCUCUGACCGAACACAAGCUGCUCCUGCACUCUCUGCGGCCCGAUGUGCUCACGUCCGUCAGCGAAGCCCUGGUCGCGAUGCUGUUUCCUCUGCGCUGGCUCUGUCCCUACAUCCCUCUAUGUCCUCUGCAGCUGUCAGACGUGCUGUUGGCUCCGAUGCCGUUCAUUGUGGGCGUUCACUCCAGUUAUUUCGACCUCCACGACCCCCCGUCCGAGGUUGUCUGCGUGGACCUGGACACCAACACCAUCUUCCAGUGUGAGGAUAAGAAGCCGUUGUCAUGGAAGUCUCUCCCGCGGAAACCAGGGAAGAUGCUGUUCAGUACCCUGAGCGCACUGCACCGGACACUAGAGAAGAUUUGCUCCCCCGGCCAGGAGGAGGCCACACUGGAGUUCCUGCUCACAGACUAUGAUCAGAUUUACCGGCGGCAAAAGCAGCUGGAGCUGGAGAUCCAGGAGGCGUUUCUGCGCUUCAUGAGCCUCCUGCUGAAAGGCUACAGAGGGUUCCUCCUUCCGAUCACCCAGGCCCCGAGUGACACCACCACAGACUGCAGUAACCUGUUCAACCUGCAGGGGUUCCUGAAGUCCAGAGACCGGACUCAGCAGAAGUUCUACUCUCAGCUCACUCGCACACAGAUGUUCACUCAGUUCAUUGAGGAGUGCUCCUUUGUCAGCGACCGUCACGCCUGCCUCGAGUUCUUCGACGAGUGUGUGCAGAAGGUGGAUGGUGAGCGGCCGGAGGAGGUGCGUCUCGUCGACCUAGAGGAGUCGGUCUGUGGGGAGCACACAGUCUUCAUCAUGCCCCCAGAGCAGCCCCAGGAUGAAGGGGGAGAAGAGUGCCCUGCCCUCUACAGUUAUGACACGUUCCCCUUCCUGAAGAUGGAGCUGUUCGACCAACCGCAGGACCAGACCAAAGUCCAGACCAAGGGAAGUCCGGCCCCCAGCAGCCCUGCCCCCCGCAGAACAAAACAGGAGAUAAAGCUGGCCCAGAAGCGUGCGCAGAAGUACUCCUCGGUCCCGGACAUGUGGUCCAAGUGCCUCCUGGGACACUGCUACGGUCUGUGGUUCAUCUACCUGCCCACGUUCGUGAAGGCGGAGAACAUGAAGGUCCGAGCUCUGCACACGGCCUACGAGGUUCUGAAGCACAUGGAGACUCGGAGAGUGGUGCUACCAGACGAGGUUUGUUACCGGAUCUUGAUGCAGCUGUGUGGUCAGUACGGUCAGCCUGUUCUCGCCGUCAGAGUUCUACUGGAGAUGAAGAGAGCAGGGAUCACCCCCAACACCAUCACUUACGGCUACUACAACAAGGCGGUACUGGAGAGUAAGUGGCCUUCGACCAAUCAGGGAGGCCGGCUCCUCUGGGCUAAGCUACGGAACGUCCUAUUGGCUGUGGCCCAGUUUCGACAGCCAAUCAGACGGCGGCAGAAGAGCGACUCGUUGGGGUCACGAGGAGAGUCAAUGUUUGAUGCAGACUGCAGGCCCCGCCCACACUCGUCUCUGAUUCGUCAGUCCAGCUGGAGCGGUUUGAGUGACAGCUCCAGUCACGAGUCAUUGCCAGGAACCAUGACAAAGAGCUGCAGCCUGAGCAACGUGAAGCCGACUGACAAGCUGAAGCUGCAGAGGAAAGCUUUGGUCCAGAGCGGAGACCCCCGUAAACCUCCCUUAGGUCCCACGGCGCCCCCCGGUGCAGUGGUGCCGCGCAGUCAGGUCUGUCUGUCCACCUUCUACAAAGAGUGUGCAGAGAGCGAAGACAGCAGGACCCACACGCGAGGGGGCAGUGUGAGCCGGACCAAAGCUGUGGACGAGAACCAGAACACUGUGUCCCCGGGUCGUGGGGGUUUGGCGGGGAAAUUGCAGCAGCUCCUGACCCCAACUCGGUCCCGUCUGAGCGUGAGGCGCGCGGCGAGCGUGGACGACCGCCGAAAAGGGGAAGGGCCACGCAGCAGGGGGGAGGGGCUAAAGAGAGACCGCCCCAGCCGCAAGAGCCAAGUCACAGAGACGCUGCUGAAGGCCAAGGAGCGGCUCGUCAACGCUAACUCUGAGAGCUCUCUGUCAGUGGGCAGUGACCUGGACCUCUCUGAUGUCCCCACUCCGGCUUUCCCACUGCGGCGCUCCUGGGACUACAACCAGGAGACUCCGGGAAUGGAGAUCCUGAUGUCGUCUUGCUCCUUGUGCCGCUCCUGUGACUCCCUGGUUUACGAUGAAGAGGUUAUGGCUGGAUGGACCUCCGACGACUCCAACCUGAAUUCUUCGUGUCCGUUCUGCAGGGGCCCCUUUGUCCCCUUCAUCAACGCCCAGAUCUGUGACCCGGGACCCGUGUGCAGUGCUGAGCGCAGUCAGUGGAACGUGGAGGAGGAGGUGCAGAGCGCAGUGCGGCCUCCCAGCACUCAGGAGACAGCGCCCCCCUCAGGAUCCCAUUGUAACGGCGUCUGUGAAGACUCUGGCUCAGAGACCAGCAGCUGCUCCGAGACCAGAGCGAACCAUGUGAGCGGAGCUUCACCUAUUGUGGGUGGAGCUUCUUCUACUGUGGGCGGAACAGCAACUGGCCCUCAGGUCACCGUGGCCUACCUGAGUCCCCUGGUUCUGCGUAAGGAGCUGGAGUCUCUGCUGGAGAACGAGGGCGAAGCGGUGCUCUCCCGGGCCUCUCUUUUAGAACAUCACUCCAUCCUAUUCUGGAACCUUCUGUGGAUCUUCACCCGACUCCAGCUGCCCUCACACCUGCUGCAGCUGGUGAUCAGCUCGGGCCUGAGCGCCCACUGCACGCAGGUGGAGAACCCGACGGUAAGGGUUCGGCUCCUCUGGGACACGUUGGCCCCUGACACAGACCAGUGGCCCCCUCUCUACGUGCUCUGGAGGAUCCACAGCGGUGUGGCCAUGAGGCAGUUCCCCUGGAGACGCCACAAUCACCCCUUCAGCCUCAGCUUCCUGGAGGAGGCUCUGAGAUACGUGGGCAUGAACGAGGUCCACAAGGCUGUCACACUUUAUCUGGCAACCCUGAAGAAGGAGGAGACGGUUCCAGUGCAGAGGAGCGUGUACAGAGAGUUCCUGUUCCUCACGAUGGCGGCGAUGGGCAAAGACCACGUGGCCGCCUUCGAUAAGAAAUACAAGUCGGCCUUCUCGCGCCUCACUGGGACUCUGAGCCUCGAGGAGAUCCAGAAGAACCGCGUCCAGGCCCCGACCACUAAGGCCCUGGACUGUAGGAGGUCUGGCCCAGGUCUAGACCAGGCCUGGACCGGAUCUCAUGGAGCAGGCUUCUCCAUAUGCAGACUGAUCAUGUGGGCGUCUGCUGCGCUGCUGCUGCUCUGGCUCACAGCGGUGCAGCCCUGGUGCUCCUCUGGGCCCUCAUUCCCCUCCUCGGUGCUGCCCCCGGUGGCCCUCGGACGUCCUGCUCUGCUGCGCGUGCCCUCGGCCUCCUCCGUGAUGCGCUGUGUGGACGCAGCCUGUGCUCUGCCCUGGGCGGACGUGGCUUGGCUGUUCGAGGGCAGCUGCUACGUUCUGUCCUGCCACCAGAGGGAGCUGUGCGAGCCGCAGAGACGCCCAGGGGCCCAGUCACAGCUCGUGUUCCUGCAGAGAGAAAGGGGCUCUCAGCAGGGGAGGGGCCCUGCUCUGCUGCCUCCACAGUUCUGGGAUCAGUUUCAGUCCUCUGAGCCUGGAGACCUGGAGGACCUCAGAGAUCUGGUUCUACUCGGAUCACAGCAGGACUACACGGACCCAGACCUGUUGAUGGACUAUCCCCACAGCAACCUGGAAACAGACCCUGCCAACCAAUCACAGCUCAAGAACGGGCUCAACCAAUCACAGCUCAACCAAUCACAGACUGCGAACGAGACCAUACCCACAGACCAGCCACAGCGCCCUCUGCAGGUGGCGGUGACCUCACAGAUCCCUCCCCCUGCCUCGUCAGCCCCGCCCACUCACUCCAACCAGGAAAAGACAUCACCUGUUCCUGUUGUGUCUGCGCUGACAUCACUUCCUGUCAGUAACGCCGCCUCCUCAGAGUCUUUGAGCGUUACACCUGAUGCCCCGCCUCUUCAGAGCCUCCACACAGGUGAUACUCCUGAUGCCCCGCCUCCUCAGAGCCUCCACACAGGUGAUACUCCUGAUGCCCCGCCUCCUCAGAGCCUCCACACAGGUGAUACUCCUGAUGCCCCGCCUCUUCAGAGCCUCCACACAGGUGAUACUCCUGAUGCCCCGCCUCCUCAGAGCCUCCACACAGACUCUGUGAAAGCCCCGCCCUCAGCUCCACCUACAGCUGUUUGCCCCUCCCCCACAGCCCACCCAGAUCCAGGCUCAGACCCACCCAAAGACCCAAACCACAAACCAGGCCCAGGCCCCUCCCCCGUGGCUCACGCUGGGGGAAGCUACACCCUGCUCCUCCCCGACACUUCGCUGCAGCUCCGAGGCUCCGUCACCAACGUGGACCCAGCGACUGUGAGGUGGGAGUGGAGCCGGGACCUGCAGAGCCCAGCCGCUGGGGAUGUGCUGUUUGGGUCUCAGUCCAGUCCCACCCUGGUCCUGGUGAAUCUGGUUCAGGGUUCAUACCUGUUCCACCUGCGAGUCACCGAUGCUUUGGGCAGAAGGGCCAGUGCGACUGCCACCGUGGAGGUCCUACCAGAAGAUGGAGGAGGAGAGGAGGUGGAGAUGGAGCUUCAGGUGGGCGUGUCCCAGGUCAGCGUGUCUCAGAAGGACACCAUUCUCAGUCAGAUCUCAGCUCUGCUCCAGGUCCCAAAGACCGACGUCCAACUGAGGGGACUCUCUGGCCACGCCCAGCUCAGUACAGUGCUGCGCCUCUCAGUCCGGUCCGGGUCUGGUGCGGUCUCUGGCCUCUCUGUGGUCUCUCGGCUGAAGACUCGUCUCCUUGACGACGGGACAGACUUCCUGCUCUUCAGAGUUCUGCGUGUGGACACUGUGGUCUGUCAGCUACACUGCUCGGGGCGGGGCCAGUGUGACCCGGUCUCCAGGUCCUGUGUCUGCGACCCGUUCUGGACCGAAAACCUGCUGAAGACCUACAUGGGGGACGGAGAGAGCAACUGUGAGUGGAGAGUGGUGUACGUGAUCCUCAGCGGCUUCAUCCUGGUUCUCCUCAUCCUCACUGCGGCCUGGACCUUCAUGUGCUGCUGCCGGAAGAGGAGACCCAGUCGAGUGCGAAGAAAAACUCGAUACACGAUUCUGGAUAACGUGGACGAACAGGAACGAGUGGAGCUACGGCCGCGCUUCAGUCUGAAACACCGUAGCACUGAACACAAUUCCAGCCUCAUGAUGUCAGAGUCUGAGCUGAGUGAAGACUUCUGCAGAGAACCACUCCGGAGCCGGACAAGGACUAAACCAGGGCUGAACCAGGACUGA